ACUACACUGCGACUGUAUAACUGCAAAAAUAUUCCUCCAUAAACGCUUUGCCAUUCCCAAUUGGCAAAUCCAACCUAGCCGCAACCCAAUGAAGAAGAAGCAAAAAUCCACCACCAGCAGCUCCGUCGCAGAUGCCGCGGUGGCAACCACUCCGACCACCGCCAUAGAUUUGAAAUCCCUAAUCCAUGACAACAGGCUCUUCUUCGACAAGCUAAUUGACCUAAUUCCUCCUAGAUUCUACCUCCCUAAAGAAGAACCCGACUCCUGGUAUCAAGGUCUCCCUAAAGCUGCCAAAGCUUCGUUGAAGAAACAAUCGAGAGAAAACCUCAAACUCGCUCGUCGUAAUCGACUUGAUCCUGAGAAGAAAGAGCAGUCUUCCACUCUCGGUCUCCUCGAACAAUCUCUUCAGAAAAAGGAGAAAACUGAUGCGGAAGAUGAUACUGCGGAGGAUCACGGUGAACCUAUGCCGAUUAAUUUGGAGGAAGGUGAUAACCUUACUAAAGAUACUUCUGCUGUUACUUACGAGGAGCUGAGGCAAAGGCUCCGUAGGAAGAUCGAAAUGCUCCGUGGCAACAGAGGUGAUGGAGAGAGUUCAGAGAGCAAUAAAGUUAAACAGCGAAAGAGGAGUGAAAAAGAUGCGUCUUUGGCGAAAUCCGAGGGUAAGAAGAGGAAGAGAGGUGAAGAAGGAGAAGACGAUAACGGGGACGAUGGCGUGAAUUCGGUGGAAAAGGAAAUAGAGUUUGGAAAAAUCAAAAUUGGGGACGAGAAUGACAAGAAAAAGAAGAAGAAGAAAGUAUCGAAAGCUAAAGAAUUGGAAAGGCUGAAGAGGUUGGAAGAGGUGAAGAGGGAGGAUAGGACGUUGGCGGAUAAAGAAGCAUGGAAGGCAGCAGAAAAGAAGGCAAUGGGAGUGAAGGUGUAUGAUAACCCUAAGCUAUUGAAGGAGAGUAUGAAGAGGGAGAAGAGAAGGAAAGAGAAGAGUUCUGAGAAGUGGAAGGAAAGAAUCGAGACUACGGAGAAGUUGAUGAAGGAGCGUCAACAGAAGAGAAGGGAUAACAUUGCUGGCAAAGUCAAGGAGAAGAAGAUGAGGAAGAUUGCCAAGAGGGAGAAGAAGCUCAUGAGGCCGGGCUUUGAGGGGCGAAAGGAAGGCUACAUUACUCAGGACAAAAGCUAAGCUGACUUGAAGGUCACAGCAACUUGACACAUAUGCUGAAGUGCCAGUUAAGCGAGGUGUUCUUCCUUUGAAGAUGUGAAGGUGCACAUCAACUUGACACCUAUGGUCAAGUGCCAGUUAAGCGCGGUGAAGCUAACAACCUGGGUUCAUGGCUUACACAUGCUUUAAGCGAGCCUUUAACUACACUAUUUACUACAUAUACUUCUUUCAGUUUUGAAAUCAUCAAAUGAUUGAGAGUGUAACAAGAUAUUUUCUUAAGAAAGGUACUCCCUCCGCCCGCUCCCCCCCACCAAUUUAUGUGUCACUUUUUGCUGGAUGUUAAAUUGGAUAAGAUCAACUCAAUAUUUUACUAUUAAAUUUGUAUAUUUAAAAACUCUAUAAGAAGUACUAUACGUUGCAAUCUUCUGAUGUCA
Molecule: messenger RNA, 1584 nt
Organism: Capsicum annuum
Lineage: Eukaryota; Viridiplantae; Streptophyta; Magnoliopsida; Solanales; Solanaceae
Product: ribosomal RNA-processing protein 14-C
Exons: 2
Coding region: 89-1171 (360 amino acids)
Biological process (GO): ribosomal large subunit biogenesis; ribosomal small subunit biogenesis
Cellular component (GO): nucleolus
Molecular function (GO): DNA binding; RNA binding
Source: RefSeq, a predicted model, not a curated record